Molecule: messenger RNA, 5037 nt
Organism: Closterium sp. NIES-67
Lineage: Eukaryota; Viridiplantae; Streptophyta; Zygnematophyceae; Desmidiales; Closteriaceae
Source: the annotation of a GenBank genome assembly
ACCUCGUAGAACAGAACCCGCGGGUUGUGCGCUGCACUAAUUACUAUUGCAGUCUUCAGCAUGCGAGCUACUAAUUGAGCUACGUCACGUCAUUGCCGUUUUCUUGAUUAGCCUUCUCGUGUACAGAUACUAAUCCGCGCAUCCGUUGCUACUUUCACGGUGAUCAGGGUCACACUGGCGGAUAUGAGAGAGUUAGGCAGCGAACUAAGAGGAGGUAUUCAAUAGUCGCCUCCCGAACGUCUCUAAGAGUACUAAUUGCCGACAAUGACAAUCACUAGCCGUGUGUCCGUUUAUGCUGACUAAUACUGACCGAGGGACACUGACGAGUUGUUGUUCGUAACUCAGCAUCUCGCCGUUGCGUCUGACUCUGCGGCAUCUCACUAUCAGCAGCAACGGAAAGCAGGGUAUGACACGAGGCUUCCUAAGCUGGAAUGGCCCUACGUAUCGUCGCGUCUAGUCAGCUACUGACUGUCGUUCGUGACUCGGUAUCUCGUUGCGUCUGAUUCAGCAUCUCACUAUCAGCAGCAACGGAAAGCAGGGUGUGACACGAGUGCCUAGGCUGGAAUGGCCUCACGCAUCAACAAUGAUGCUGCUAAUAACGAAACGCUCCAUACCAGCAACGAUCAUGAGCAGUAUCACUACUGACUCCUAACGCUAGCGACUGUAGUGUAACAUAACCAAUUCACCUCGUUAAGAGGAGCUAGACUGCUGGCCUUAAGCAACCACGUCCUAAGGCGACUACGAAAGCAGCCAUGUCGAAGAAUAGACCGCCCGCACCGCUAAUCUCGUCCUUAAAGCCCGGAUUACCCCCGCCGCAUCCAACGGCCCCGGGAGGCCGACUGCAGCGCGCUCACAGCGAUGCUGCGAAGAAGGUUCAGUUCGCGACAGGUGGCAUGACGCCAUUGGAGGAACAGCUACACGACGCCGGAUCUGCCCAUGCCACGUCGGCAGGAGACAGUCAAAGGGACAAGGGGUCGUCAGGAGGUCUGAGGCGCACACAGACUCUUGACUCACACUCUCUGUAUCCCGACCUAGACAAGAUCAUGGGUUCUGAGGAGAAUGAGCAAGGCGUGGACUUCUGGAAGGUUCGAACGACGAGUCUGGAGGUGCGGAUCAAAGAGGCGGAGGACGCGCGGGCGAGCAUCACCUCCCGUGCCGUGGCUCUGGCAGCGCGCAACCACGAGCUGACGACCAGACUGAGGCAGAUGGAAGAGGAGGGUGACACAGCAGCAUUUGCUGCCCUAGAGCAGCAAUUGACAGACGUCAAGCUCCGGCUAGACCGGGCCCUCAACGAGUGCUCCUCUCUCGCCGGGAACACCAUCGCCAGCAGCAGCAGCAGAGCAGCAUUUGGCGCCAUGGGGCUGGAUUCUUCUGGCAAUAUCAACGGUGGAGAUCUAACCACCCUGGGGUUGGGGUCUGCUAGGCGGAUGGGCGGGUUGAAUCUUCAGGUGGCCUUGGAGAGGUCGCCUUUUAUGAUUGCUCACCUGGAUACGACCCUGAGAUACACCUGGGUGUUCAACCACAACCUGCUGAUGAAUCAGGACAUGAUAGGCAAGAGGGACUACGACAUCCUGCCACCUGGCACGCUGGGAUUGGAGGAGGCGAUGGAGAUCAAGCAGCGAGCGCUCGCCACCGGCAAGCCGCAGCGCGGCGAGGUGGUGUGGCAGCUUCCGGGAAAGUCCCCCAUGGUUUGGGUGACGACUGCUCGACCGCUCAAGGAUGAGAAAGGGAGGACCGUGGGGGUGACUACAUCCAGUGUUGAUAUCACAGAGGAGGCCCAGUACAAAGAGCGCCUCAUGGCCCUACGAGCCGAGAUGAUGGUGCGGAAUACAACAGAAAAAGAGUUAAGGCGGGCAUACGAGCUCACAGAGGACGCGAUGCGCGCCAAGUCCAUGUUCCUCGCCAUCAUGAGUCAUGAGAUCCGCACCCCCCUCAAUGGCAUCUUGGGUUUAGCCGAGGUUUUGCUGGAGUCUGGAGCCCUGGAGGAGGAGCACAGGGAGAUUGUCGAAACGAUGAUGUCAUCAGGCGUGAUCAUAUCGGAUAUUUUGGCUGAUAUCUUGGAUCUCGCGAGUAUGGAGGCCGGGGAAAUGAAGUUAGAGGAGCAUCCAUUCGAGCCGGUGGCGGUGAUUAAUCAUAUUUUGAAAAUGGCUAUGGCGGCUACUAAGGAAAAAGGGAUUAAAGUGCUAGCGGAUAUUUCCCCGGAGAUCCCUGUGCAGAUUCUAGGGGACGAGCUGCGCGUGCGGCAGGUGAUUAAGUACUUAGUCUUAAACGCUAUUAAGUUCACCCAUCAGGGGCAUAUUCUGCUCCGGGUUUCGGCACAUGACAGGGACCCCUCUGCCGCUAUAGUGAAAGCCACUGGGGCGUAUGCUGUAGGCGGUGGGAAAGGGAAGGGGAAAGCCGCAGCAGCAGCAGAGAGGGAGAUCGGGGGGGAUCAAGACGUGUGGCUGUGGUGCGAGGUGCACGACACUGGCGUGGGGAUCCCAAAAGACGCCUUUCCCCUCCUCUUUGAGAAAUUCACGCAAGUGGAAGGAGGCCCCACGCGGGCAUAUGGUGGCACAGGUCUCGGCCUGGCCAUCUGCAAGCAGUUAGUCGAAUUAAUGCACGGAAAAAUGGCGAUUAAGUCGAAAGUUGGGACCGGGUCGGUGUUUGCCUUUUCGGUUUGCUGCCAGCGCACCACCCCUCGCUCUCGUCCUGCCUCCCCCACAGGUGCUUCUGCUAUCGCUGCUGCAGUGAACGCCCCCUUCGGGUUCCCCAACAGUAAUUCUAUAUCCGGCCCCUCACCUGGCUCGGUGUCACGGGCUUUAUCCCCUGUUCGGGAGCAUAUGGCGCUGGUGGGGGGAGGGGGGGAGGAGGGAGAGGAGGAUUACACAGAGGAAGAGGAGGAGGGGGAGGAUGAGGAGGAGGAUUACGAGAGUGAGAAUACGGAAGACUCGCCGAUCGCCAUCACGCCCAAGCACUUGAGGAAACCAAGAGGAGCGGCAGCAGGCAUAGGAGCAGGAGGUGGAGCAGGAGGAGCAGGAGGAGCAGGAGGAGCAGGAGGAGCAGCAGGAGCAGGAGCAGGGGUGGUGGGCGGGGGUUUGGCGGGGUUGCUGGCCCGAGCCAAGGCAAUGAAAGGGGAGGCAGGAGGAUCAGGGGAGCGGCCAUCUGGGGGAGGCAUGAGUGGGGGAGGGGUGAUCGCAGCUUCCGGGUCGGUGCCCUCUCUGUCCCCUGCCUCGGCCAAAGGACCAGAGGCCAAGAUCCUAGUGGCUGAAGACAACCCGGUGAAUGUGAUGGUGCUGCUCUCAAUGCUCAAGCGCCUGGGGCUGCGAGCAACGGUGGCAAAGAACGGGGUGGAGGCGGUAGAGGCAGUGAGGAGGGAGCGGUUUGACCUGCUGCUGUCGGACCUCUGCAUGCCUCUCAUGGACGGGCUGCAGGCUGCCUACCUUAUCCGACAAUACGAGAGGACGGGGGUAUACCCAGAGGAGGAGGUGGAGAGGGCCAAGCACAGGGGAGCGCCCGCAGGGGACGAGAAAAAUGGCCUCGCCUGGCAACCCCCCUCUGACCUCCCUCCUGCCUCCUCCCUCCUCUCGCGUCAAGGGGCCCUCCCCCGCCUGCCCAUUAUAGCCGUUACCGCCAACGCUCUUAGGGAGGAUGAGGAGCGGUGCUAUGCGGUGGGGAUGGAUGGGUUCCUGGGGAAACCGGUGCAGUUUUCGAAGCUUAAAGAGGCUAUAAGUGAGUUUAUUGACAUCCCUGGGUCACGCCCGUUGGGAGCUGCUACUAUUGCUGGUGGUGGUGGUGGUGGUGUAGGGCGAGGGGGAUUUGGACCAUCUAUCUCCCAAUUGGGGGCACCAGGAGGGUUAGUAUCCAUGGGAAGUGGGGUGGCAGCGCUCCUAGCAGGCAUCCCCCCACAAACGGCCCCUUUUCCGGCCCCUUCGAAGCUCUCGAGCGACAUUCAGCGUCUUGUAGUGCCCACCCGCGCCAGCAGCUACAGCGGUUCUGGGUCUAUCACUGGGAGCAUGACAGAGACAGGGGACGAGGAGGAUUACGAGGAGGGGGAGGGGGAGUUUGGGGAGGAGGAUUACGACGGGGAGUAUGACUAUGAGUCAACGGUCUACUCCCCUAGGUCAGCAAGGCAUGCGAGGACGCCUGGAGCGGCUAGCACUGCACGCACGCCAGGAGGAGCGAGUAUGGCUAGGACCCCUGGAACGACUAGGAGCUUUCGGACGUCCAUGUUUUAUGAUAGGGAUGACAGGAGCGUGUAUGGGGGCGGGACUAGCGUGUAUGGGGGCGGGACUAGCGUGUAUGGGGGGGCAGAGAGUGUGUAUGGCGGCGCGGCUAGCAGCGUGGGCGGAUACAGCCGAGCCACAGGUGCUACAGGUGUUACUGGGGUAACGGGUGUUACGGGUGUUACGGGUGUUACAGGGGCGACGAGAGGUGGAGGAGGGAGGGCCAUGUCGAGACAGGAAGCAGCAGCAAGAGAGUCAGCCAUGCGCGAAGCUUACAACAGGUACUUUCUCAAUGCGGGUCUGCCCCCUAGCACGGCUGCUGCUGCAGCGGCUGCAGCAGUAGCAGCAGCGUCAACUGCUGCGGCCCGUGCCAGUGCCACCGGUGCUGGUGGCUCCCGUGCUGGCAGUGGUGCCUUCCCCAGGAAUCGAUCUAUCGCCGAGUCGUCCUACGUGUCUGGAAGGUCCUCUGGGGACGAGCUCUCGAUCUAUUCGAAGACCACCGGAGGGGGGGGAGGGAGGGGAGGUAUGGGCACAGUAACAGGCACCAGCAGCACCACAGGGAGUGAGAGUGGGAGUGGUACUGGUACGGGGUCGGAUGCGAGCUACGAGACGGGGAGAGGAACCGCUGAGUUGAAUGCUGAGGCUCAGCGAGUGGAGGGGCAGCAGGGGGGUUGUCAGGGGCAACAGCUGCCAAUAUAGCAGCACUGCGGUAUCUCACAGCCCGUGCAGGUGCUACUGGUGGAGGUGUUACUGGAGCAGGAGGUCUGGCAGGGGCUGGAAACCCUGCAGGAGCAGCAGGGACGGGUUAUAUCAAUAACAAUUACCCGUACCA